GGAAAUUUUAAAAAAAUAUCUUGCACUGAGUGAUAUGAUUUUUGAGUGUUUUACCUACAAAAUUAAAAUAAUUUAUCUUAAUUAAAUGUUAAAAUUUACAUAAUCUAAACAAGGUUUGCAGUUUUACAUUGGGCAUGGAUAACCGUGCGUUUAAUUAUUGUAUUUUAGUGGGAGUGACCUCUGAAUCUGUUGUUAUUGACUGUCAAAUAAUCUAAAAUGACAUGAUUAUUGCGCAUUUGAUGGUAUAUAAAUAUUUAUUCACUUCGUUACGAUCACGCCAACAAUGUAUUGAAGGGUUAAAUGUCCACGCUGAACAAUAUUCAAAUGGCCAACAACUCAUCUUCAUUUAUAAAAGUGAAACAAGAAUUUCAAUACGAUACGAAGGCAUAUUGUAGGUUCUGCGCGGAGCUCGGUAACAGAAACGACUUGGUGGACCUCACUCUCGACGAGGAGACCUACACAGAGUUUCUAAAGAUUCUGGCUUUCCUCAAAAUCGACUAUGUCGACUUCUCGAGCACAGAUGACCUGCCAAAAACUAUUUGUGAGCCUUGCUCUACAGCUUUGAAUGACGCGUUUUUCUUCCUCAAGAAGGUAAAGCGGUCUCAGUCGUACCUCAAGUCCUUCUACAGCAAAGCAAUGAGAACUAAGAAGGAAACUGAGGAAGCAACCUCGGCACGAAGCAAAGACGAACAGGCUCCGAAUACUUCAAACAGUCAAAGCAUAAAUGCCGCGAAUAGUAUUGCCAACCUACCCUUGCAGGGUGAAAUGGAUGAGAGUUCUACUUCGGUGCAAGAGGGUGUUGUUAUGCCGAUAGUUGAAUUUCAGUGCGAAAGUUCUGAUUCGUCUAGUGAUAGUGAAGCUCUUAUCAAAUAUGAAACGGGCUAUAAGCUGAAGCCGAAGAAGAGGCCUGUUAGACGUAAAGUCAGCACAGUGUACAGAAAACCAAGGACGAGAAAGACAGUUGAGAAGAGAACAAAGGUUAUGAAAGGAUCUUGGAAUCUGUACAAAUGGAUUUGUAUUCAUUGCAGUGUGAAAUGUGAUACGAUGUAUGAAUUAAGAAAUCACAGCAAGGAAAUGCAUAACAUCUGCUACGGUUUCAAGUGCGUUGACUGUGAGGAUGAUUUCAACACGUUUAACUCUUUCAUCGAGCAUGUGCGGAGGCAUCGUAUGAACUUGAGAUUCUACUGUCAAUAUUGUAACGAGCGUUUCGACACUCACACGGCUUGCUUCGACCAUACCGCUAUGCAUUGGGAGGGCACCCAGAAAGUGUGCGAUCGUUGCGGAGAAGUUUUACCCGAUCAGGCGUCUUUGGAGCGCCACAGGCGUGCUUACAAGAGGAAGGUUAUCGCAAGACACUCCCGCAGGAAAGGCAUAGUGAUAAUACAGGAGUACAAUGAUAAGUAUGGCGAGCCGGACGUGCUAAGGUCGUGGAUUGAUUACGAAUGGACUUGUUUGCAGUGCUGUGCCCGGCAGCCAGAUCUGGAAUCGCUUAGGCGGCAUUCUCAGCAGGUUCACAACAAAUGCUUCUCCAUGAAAUGCGUGGACUGCUUGCUGGUCAGAACUUGCUAUAGCAGCUUCGUGUCGCAUGUCCGACGCCAUCGGCCUCUCCUACAAAAGUUCUGUCAAUUCUGCAACAUGUAUUUCAAAGAGCCCGUACUGAUGGCAGACCACAUGAAGACUCACUCGGACAGCUCUAUACCUCCCUGCGAUGGCUGCGGCCAAAUGUUCGAAUCUAUAGAACAGCAGAAAGAGCACGUGAAACGCUACGACCCUCCCCGCAAAUCCUCAUCGCUGACCAAAGAAGAUUUGACCUGCGAAAUAUGCGACAAAGAGUUCACCACCAAAGCCACCCUUCGGAAUCACAAAGAGAUCCACGACGUGAACCGAGAGAAGAGAUACACGUGUGAACUCUGCAGCAAGUCCUUCUUCGACAACACAAACUUGAGGAAUCACCUCAAAUUGCACAGUAAGAAGACGGAAGAGUGUCACAUAUGCAACAGAAAGUUUCACGCUAAACCGUAUCUCAAGAACCAUUUGAAAACACACACCAACGUGAAGCCAUUCGCUUGUCCGGAAUGCGGGAAGCACUUCAGGUUGAAAAGGCAACUUCAGAACCAUAUGCUGACGCAUACAGACAUUAAACCUUACAAAUGCCUCGUUUGCGGCAAAGAGUUCAGAGUGGCGACACAAUUGAAAGUGCACGAGGUUCAGCAUACAGGCAUAAUGCCUUACUCGUGCAAAUUCUGCGAAAGGAAGUUUGGGAAUUGGUCCAAUUGCAAUAAACACAUGAUAAGGAAGCACGGUACGCCAUUAGCGAAGACCAAAAUGACUGCUUACGGAAGAAUUUCUAUAGAAGCUGUAACUCCCAACUUGAGCGGGUUGGAUAUGAACACCCAAGCCCAUAGUUCGGAGAUGAGAAUGGAUCAAAUGAGAUUGGAGCAAACUGAUCUUAGGUUGGGACCUGAUACGAGACUCGUUUCCGACAAUAUGAGGUUGAAUAACGAUAUGCGCAUGAAUAACAUUAAUGAUACGAGGUUGAAUAUUAAUGAUACGAGAUUGAACAUGAAUGAUACGAGGUUGAAUAUGAAUGAUACGAGGUUGAAUAUUAAUGAUACGAGAUUGAACAUUAAUGAUACGAGGUUGAACAUUAAUGAUACGAGGUUGGCUAAUGAUACAAGGUUGGUUAAUGAUACAAGGCUGGCUAAUGAUAUGAGACUGCCUACGGAUAUGAGAUUGGCUACGGACAUGAGGUUGGCUACGGAUAUGAGAAUCGGAUCCGAUAUGAGACUCGAUAUGAGUAAAUACAGCUAAAUCGUUGGUAAUGUUUGCUUGUAAAAUUUUCAACUUUCUGUUGGUCGAAUGAAAGUAAUUUAAAUACAGAGAAGAAAGCAGGUCCAAAUAUUUUUAUUUACAACUAGUGGCCCGCCCUCGCUUCGCUUCGGUGUAGAGUUGUAGUUUUUGUUCUCAGGCUUGUAUUGUACACAAUGAAUUUAUUUAUAUCAUUAUAAUGACCUUUCAUGAAAAACUUUUCUUGCUAUAAACAGAUGUAAAAAAUGUCAUAAAAUCAGUCUUUUUUUUCUAUAUAUUAUAUCGAUAUCAUUUUAUCGAUACAAAUAUUAUGUAUUAUAAGAUAAUUAUGUAUGUUGUAAAGUUCAUCGCAAACACCUGUGCAUUUUACUUAACUUUUAUGCUUGAUAAAAUUUUGCACAUACAUUAAGAGUAUUUUGUAAUUUAAAAAUUAUCUCGAGUUUAAGAAUACUUUUAUAAGAAAAAAUAGUAAAUAUAAAUGUAGCCUAGUUUGCUAGGAUGCUUUAUUUCUUAUCUAUGUAUAUCUUAUAUGUAUAUAUAUGGUACGGCUGGACAAAAAAAAUGGUGUGGUUAUAUGAAACCAGCGAUGCAUAUGAUUUUUUUUAAAGUGUGUUGUAUGUUUUCAAAUAUACUAAAUUCAUGAUAAAAUAUGUUUCUUUCUAUGAUUCGAUUCUUCUACUAUAUUGUUUAUCCCAUUUUUUAGGAUUGUGUUCAUUGGCCCAAAAUGAAACAUCUCCUCCUAAGAGAUAUAAAAGAGAUAAUGCGGGCCAUGAACAUGCCUUAUUUAGUUGAUUUUAUUUUGGCAUAUUAAAAGUGGGAAACAGGUCCCGAUCUAGAAAUUUUGCCGCUCCGGGCAAACAUUUUUGCCGCCCUGGGCAAACAUUUUUGGCGCCCUGGGCAAAUAUUUUUGCCGCCCUUAAGUGACGUACUAUACGGCUGACCCUAAGUCAAUUUUGCCGCUAAUAAUUUUUGCCGCUCUGCAAAUGCCCGGAUCCUUUGGAUUUUGGAUCUGGCCCUAAUGGAAAAUAAAAAAGUAUUUCCAUGACUGGGAAUCGAAUCCGGGCCGCCCGGGUGGCAGGUGAGCUUUCUACCACUGAACCAGCAAUGCUUGUGGUCAAGGUCUAUUUUUUUUAAUAACUAUAAAAAUUGUAAUGCGAAAUACUAAAGAUUUUGUGAAACGAAAAAUUUUGUGGCAAUGAUAUAUAAGUUUCAUAGUUAUGAUUUUUUUUUUUUUAAGCAUUUAACUGCUAGAUAUUUAAAUCUAAAGAAAAAUUUACUA
Messenger RNA from Chilo suppressalis (striped riceborer), 4087 nucleotides. The record is from the annotation of a GenBank genome assembly. Lineage: Eukaryota; Metazoa; Arthropoda; Insecta; Lepidoptera; Crambidae.